AUGUCUCUAAUUCGCCUGUUGGCAUGCUACGCUGGUCUCCUCGCCGGGGCAGCGGCACCGGACUUUUCAGCAGCAGUCCCCGUUCGCUCCGCUGCUGUCAGCCCCCACCACAGGAGCCUAAACAUUAGGGCAUCUUCCCUUGCACAGGUAGCAGAGCAGCCUUCUGCCACAGAGAAAACCGAAGAUUGCUUACCCAUCCUGAAUACCUUGCGAACGGAAGGCCUGAAUGGGUUGCUGAAUGAACUGGCUAAAGCAGAAGCUGGUGAAGUUAGUGAAAUACAGCCUCUACAGCGGAAUGGUAAAAGUGUCACUGAUAUCGCAAAAGAGCUUGCUGGGUCCGACGAAAGUUGUGGAGGACCAGAAGGAGAAAAUCAGUAUCCUGGACUUGUAAUCACUUUUGAUUACUCCACGGACUUCGACUGCAAGGCUCUUAUCAAUGAGUCUUUUGCUGCAGGACUAAGCCAUCUCGAAAAGGCGAACUAUGACGCGACCGCUGAAACUAAUAAAUUGGGCACAGCUCCACUGAACGAUGCUGCAGCAAAGAAUCUUGCGGCCAUAGUGUCAAAGAAGGCCGCAAAAGUGGCGUGUGCUGCCACUUCAGGCUGCACAGCCGGCAAAAAUGUUCUUUAUUGCUAUUUCAAAGAGGCUUUGGGAAAGGAAGAAGCAAACCCAAUUGACGCUGAUGUGUACGAGGCUCUGUUGAAGCGGCAGCGGGGCUCAGCAUCUACCAUAGUUCCUGGUAUCACAGCUACGCUCUUCUCGCUCGCGCUCGUUCUGUUGAGUUAA
This is a messenger RNA of Eimeria necatrix, 786 nucleotides long. Its product is annotated as SAG family member. The coding region runs from base 1 to 786 and encodes 261 amino acids. The record is from RefSeq and is a predicted model, not a curated record. The transcript has 5 exons. NCBI's taxonomy places the organism in Eukaryota, Apicomplexa, Conoidasida, Eucoccidiorida, Eimeriidae.